Molecule: messenger RNA, 789 nt
Organism: Schistosoma guineensis
Lineage: Eukaryota; Metazoa; Platyhelminthes; Trematoda; Strigeidida; Schistosomatidae
Source: the annotation of a GenBank genome assembly
AUGUGUGAGUUUAUUUGGGAAACUUAUCGACGCUUGGAAAUACCGAUAGCUAUUGAAAAUAACGCUAAGUACGUUUGCCAGGGCAUGAUGGACUCCAGAGAUGAAGUUGUCUUAGCUUUGACAGAUGAUAUGGAUACUGGUUCAUCUUCGGACGGACCUCAUAGCCCAUCAACACGACGCUCAGCUGUAAUCGGUCAUUUCCUCUUCCGUUCUUCUGCUUUGAUUAUAUAUAUACUAUGCGCUUGGUUUACAACGUCUUUCGUUCUUCCGUUUAUCUUUAUACUUGUUUGCUUAUCACUCGAUUUUUGGGUUGUAAAAAAUAUCUCUGGGCGUAUCUUAGUUGGUUUACGUUGGUCGAGUUAUACUGAUGACGCCGGAGUGGUACAUUGGCGAUAUGAUUCACGUAAACCUUCACCUAUAGAUUCUGCUGAUGUUUCUUCCCUUAGUCGACGUGAAUUAGCCGCUCGUAUGGCUAGACAACAAUUAUCUCGUUUAUUUUGGAUUGGUUUAAUUGCAAGUCCAGCAAUAUGGUGUAUAUUUUUCUUGGCGUCAUUAUUUUCAUUGCAUAUUCGUUGGGCUUUUGUCUGUACCAUUGCUUUGUGUAUGAAUAUAGCAAAUGUUUAUGGUUAUAUUCGUUGUUGGAUGUCUAAUAUGAAUGAAAGUGAAUCAAAUAUUUUAAAAGUAAUCAAAUCUACAGCGACUAGCAAAAUGUCUAAUUUAUGGCCUUCAUCUCAAACUAAAUCCAAUCUAAAUAACACAUCUGGAAGUGGUCUACCAUUAGUUGCCUAG